Molecule: messenger RNA, 694 nt
Organism: Tremella mesenterica DSM 1558
Lineage: Eukaryota; Fungi; Basidiomycota; Tremellomycetes; Tremellales; Tremellaceae
Exons: 11
Coding region: 42-692 (216 amino acids)
Source: RefSeq, a predicted model, not a curated record
CGUCUGCCCAGACGACGUAGAACUCAAGGCGAGAGGGUAAGAUGCCCAGCAAAGCUACAGAGGGUUUGCCAGAUGAUAAUGAAGGCUAUGGGACGAGGAAAUACUGGGAACAUCGUUACACUUCAGAAAAACAAGGGACAACUUUCGAUUGGUUCUUGACACCAGAAUACUUACUACCUUUCGUAUCUGAUCUUUAUCCAAGUAAAGAAAGUAGAGUUUUGAUGCUAGGUUGUGGAAAUUCCAGGUUGAGUGAAGUAAUGUACGAUGCAGGUUAUCAGAAUAUCGUCAAUGUAGAUUAUUCCAGUACGGUGAUACAAGAUAUGUCUGCUCGACAUAUUUCACGUCCUCAAAUGACUUGGUACGAAAUGGACGUUUUGAAUCUUCAGCUUGAAGAUGGAUCGUUCGACUUGGUGAUCGACAAAGGUACUAUGGACGCUAUGUUGACUUCGAAAGGUGAUCCAUGGAAUCCACCUCAAAAGGAUGUCGACGCAUGUACUAAAGAAGUCGACGAAGCACUUCGUGUAUUGAAGCAUUCCCCUGGGUCAAAAUUCCUCUAUUUCACAUUUGGUCAACCACAUUUUCGUAAACGAUAUAUGAUCAAUAGACCGGAUUGGACUUUCACGUAUCGCGAAAUUGGUCCACCAGAAGGGUUAGCGUAUUUCCUGUAUGUACUAGAAUAUGCAAGUUCAUGAUG